AUGCAACAUUUCUAAUCAAUUCCUGAUAUCAAGCCAUUAUUAUUUCAAUUUUUUAUCAAUAAAAAAAAACAUAUUUAACUGGAAUUUUAUCAAUUAAAGAUAAAUAUGCAAAUUUAGAGUCGUGCCAAUUAGUAGAAUCUCUAAAGUAUCCAAAGCCAUUUGCACCACUCAGAGCGGACGAAUGCCAUCCUCAUUUCCAUGGGAUUAUAUGAAGGUCUGGAUCUAAGCUCGCAGUCAGUUCAUCAAGUAAUUUGCAGAGCUAGUCGAGCAAGAGCAAUUGGUUAAUCAUACCUCUCAUGCCAAGAGUGGAUGUGCAUCCGCCUGACAGUUUUCUAGUAAACUUAAUAGAAUCAAUAUAUAUAGGUCUGUUGACUGGACUCCAGUGCUCCUAGUUUUAGGUUUAACUUUAAUAGAAUGGAAAACGAUUCUAGUUUUUUGGCUAAACCAAAUACUUAAUUAGUCAUGA
This is a messenger RNA of Paramecium octaurelia, 466 nucleotides long. Lineage: Eukaryota; Ciliophora; Oligohymenophorea; Peniculida; Parameciidae. The record is from the annotation of a GenBank genome assembly.